GACCGCGCAGACGCUGUGGCGCGAUUUUGGCCGUGAGGAAAUAUGGCGGCUUCGACGUUUACUGGGAGGUUGUACUCUUUGCUAUUCCGCAGAACCUCCACCUUCGCCCUCACCAUCGCCGUGGGCGCCCUGUUCUUCGAACGCGCCUUCGAUCAAGGCGCGGAUGCGAUCUACGAGCACAUCAACCAGGGGAAGCUGUGGAAACACAUUAAGCACAAGUAUGAGAACCAGUAGUUCCUUGGAGACCCCCAUCAAAGCCAGAAGGACCAGAUCCACCACCAUCCGUUUGCCCAGAGCCAGGGCCUCAGCUUGAAGAUGAUCCUUACGUCUCUCUCCACAGACCACCUUUAGCUGUUGGCAAGAAAUAGCUUCACCUGACAGACUCUUUAACUUCUGCUCUGUUUGAAGUAUGUUUAGUCAUAGCCAUCAGCAAAUAAAUGUAAAUUAUUCUUGAGA
Messenger RNA from Pteropus alecto (black flying fox), 456 nucleotides. RefSeq names its product cytochrome b-c1 complex subunit 9. The transcript has 2 exons. NCBI's taxonomy places the organism in Eukaryota, Metazoa, Chordata, Mammalia, Chiroptera, Pteropodidae. The record is from RefSeq and is a predicted model, not a curated record. Gene Ontology annotation, biological process: mitochondrial electron transport, ubiquinol to cytochrome c. The coding region runs from base 43 to 234 and encodes 63 amino acids.